AUAAUAUGAUUAAUGGCCUUGCAACAGGAUUUCUUAAAAACAUAGAGAAAAAAAUAAAGAUUUCCAUUAAUAAUGUGCAGUCUGUAGCUGUGCAUCAACAUCACUGUGAACUUGUGUGUAAGCCACAGACAGACAAGAUUUUGAAACAAAUUUGCUCCUGUCUUUGGGGUUUCUGUACAUAUGUGCUCUCUCUCCAAGAACCUGAGGGCAGCGCUCUCCAGUCGGGAAAGUGGACAUCGCGGGCCCUGCUUACAAGAACCGAGCACUGUUUUACUACGUGGCACCAUGGAAACGGCUCCAGGCGAAUGAACUACCUCAAGCUCAGGUCACCGCCUAGAGGGCUGCCGCUGGACACGCACGUGGUGAGAGCUCUGCGAGUGGCCUUGUGACGCCAACCCCCGUCGGCAUCCAACGCCCGAGAAUUCUUCCCGAGCGUCCUCCUUGGCGGCGGGCGGGGACGCGGAGCGCGGCGGGCGGGGACGCGGAGGGCGGCCCAGGACCGCGGCAUCCGGAGGCGGCCGUCGUGCGGCUGCUUCCCGCCUCGAGAGCGAGGCGGCAGGGCCGUGACGAGGAGGCCCACGCCUCCCGCGGGGGUGGCUCGCGACGGCGGCACGGGGUCGAGUCCCGCCUGGGCUCCUCCCGGCGAAGCGGGACUAACGCCCCCUCAGGGCGGCAGGACGCACCGCUAGGCCUCCGCGCCGGAAGCCCACAGCCGCCGGGGGCGCCGGGGCACCAGGGGCUCCCGGCUUCUCCUCAGCCCAGGACACCGCGUCCUCGGGUGGGCUCGAGGGACACCUGGGCACGGCCGGCCGAGCCUUCUGAGGGCCCCACGGUCAUUUUUGGACCUCAAUCCUAGCUCCCUAGGAGCCCCGGGACGUCGCGCUCUCGCCUCAGGCUCGGGCCCACGCGCCCGCCCGACUGCCCGGCUGCCCGGCUCGCGGUGAGAAGCUCCCCCGCCCCGCCCCCCGCCUGACGCGCAGCCAGUCGGGCCAAUCACAGCUCGCGGCGCGCGCCCCCGCGCGGGUCCCGCCCUCACCCCAGCUUAAGAAAGGGAGCGCGGGCCAGCCGGGCCAGAGCGCCGCGCGGGGCUGAGGGUGCGGCUACGCGACGGCACUUGGCGCCAGCCCCGCGCUCCACGCGCCUGGCCGCAGCCGGCUGCUGAGGCGCCUCCAGCCGCGCGCCCCGACGGCGCCUCCCGCCGUUGAUGCUGAGGUGAGCGCGGCGGCUCUGGGAUGCUGGCGUUGCUGGCCGCCGGCCUGGCGCUAGCCGUGGCCUCCAGGGCCCAGAACAGCCCGGUGCCCGGCAGCCGCUUCGUGUGUACCGCGCUGCCCCUGGAGGCGGCUCGAGCCGGGUGCGUGCAGCCCGCGAUGCCCAUGCAGGGCCCCGAUGCCCAUGCGGGGCCGGGCCCCGAUGCCCAUGCAGGGCUGGGCACCGAGGAGGAGCUGAGGGCCGCGGUGCUGCAGCUGCGCGAGACCGUCGUGCAGCAGAAGGAGACGCUGGGCGUGCAGCGCGAGGCUAUCCGCGAGCUCACGGACAAGCUGGCGCGCUGCGAGGGGCAGACGAGCGGCAAGGCACGGGGCGCGGAGGCCACGGGCAAGGAAACUAUGGGCGACCUGCCGCGGGAAUCCGGACACGUCGUGGAGCAUCUCAGCCGUUCGCUGCAGACCCUCAAGGACCGCCUGGAGAGCCUCGAGCACCAGCUUAGAGGGAAUGUGCCUGACGACUUCCGCGAGGUGCUCCAGCGGCGGCUUGGGGAACUGGAGCAGCAACUGCACCACAAGGUGGCUGAGCUGGAGGAAGAGAAGUCCCUGCUCCACAACGAGACCUCGGCUCACCGGCAGAAGACCGAGAACACCCUGAACGCGCUGCUGCAGAGGGUGACCGAGCUGGAGCGAGGCAGCAGCGCCUUCAAGUCGCCAGAUGCCUUCAAAGUAUCCCUCCCCCUCCGCACAAACUACCUGUAUGGCAAGAUCAAGAAGACGCUGCCCGAGCUGUACGCCUUCACCAUCUGCCUGUGGCUGCGGUCCAGUGGCUCGCCAGGCAUCGGCACCCCGUUCUCCUAUGCCGUGCCCGGGCAGGCCAACGAGAUCGUGCUCAUAGAGUGGGGCAACAACCCCAUCGAGCUGCUCAUCAAUGACAAGGUCACACAGCUGCCCCUGUUUGUCAGUGACGGCAAGUGGCACCACAUUUGUAUCACCUGGACGACGCGGGACGGCACAUGGGAAGCUUUCCAGGAUGGGGAGAAGCUUGGCACUGGGGAGAACCUGGCCCCCUGGCACCCCAUCAAGCCAGGGGGUGUGCUGAUCCUUGGGCAGGAGCAGGACACCGUGGGGUCCAGGUUCGAUGCCACUCAGGCAUUCGUGGGCGAGCUCAGCCAGUUCAACGUAUGGGACCGCGUCCUUCGCGCGCAGGACGUUGUCAACAUCGCCAACUGCUCCACGAACAUGCCGGGCAACAUCAUCCCGUGGGUGGACAACAACGUCGACGUGUUUGGGGGGGCGUCCAAGUGGCCCGCGGAGACUUGUGAGGAGCUUCUCCUCGACUUGUAGCCGUCUGCUCCUCCGUCCGGGCAGCCGGGACCACGUUGACAUGCCCAUCCCAACAUUGUAUGCUACGAGAACUCUCCUGAUGAUGGAAUUCUGAUUAAAGUGCACUGAAGAUGC
Molecule: messenger RNA, 2663 nt
Organism: Microcebus murinus (gray mouse lemur)
Lineage: Eukaryota; Metazoa; Chordata; Mammalia; Primates; Cheirogaleidae
Gene: NPTX2
Product: neuronal pentraxin 2
Source: RefSeq, a predicted model, not a curated record